Messenger RNA from Cylicocyclus nassatus, 2103 nucleotides. The record is from the annotation of a GenBank genome assembly. Lineage: Eukaryota; Metazoa; Nematoda; Chromadorea; Rhabditida; Strongylidae.
AUGACCGGAAAAUGCCCUGUCGGGGCAUUAUGGUGUCUCCCGCAGGUCACCCCGCUGCAAACACAGACUUUGGAUAGAAUUGAUGCUCUGCAAAAUUUCUACCUCCAAACAAAAUCUGUAAGUGAGGAUUUCGAAGAAAAAAGAGAACUUGAUUUUGAAAGCUGUAGUGGAAAGUGUUACUGCGAUCAGACUCACGCAUCGUUUGUGCUCGAAGGAGGUUCCCAGUACCAUCAACGUGGCUGCCUUUCGAUCGUUUCAACGUUGCUCACGCCAGGUGACGAAUACAUGCCUGAGAAGCCUUCCCCACAAGCCGAUGAGCAUGCCGAAGCCGUUUAUCAACAAGCCUUGAAGUUCCUAGAACGUGGACGAGGUCAUGGUAUCGAAGGGCGAAAAGCUGCUUAUCGACUACUUGACCAAGCAGCGCAAGCUGGGCACACCGAUUCUUUGAAACUGAUGGGCUACGCUCAUUUGUUUGGUGAUCGCGCUCGCUGGUCCAUUGAUGAAGCGAAGAAAAUAUUCGAAGAACUUGCUGAAAGUGGAUCGCCAGAUGCCCAACUUGGACUCGCCUUCAUGCAUGCUACUGGUUUGGGAGUAUCGAAGUCCAAUCAAGCAAAAGCCCUCGUCUACUACAUGUUCUCAGCUCUUGGUGGAAAUCCUCUUGCGCAGAUGGCUAUGGGAUACCGUUACUACGCAGGAAUCGCGGUUCCUCAGAACUGCGAGAACGCUCUGUCAUACUACGAAAAGGCAGCGGAUAAAGUAGCGGAAGGAUUCAAGUUUUCCACUGGGCUUGCUAUCCAACGAAUACGACUUACUGAUGAGAUGGAGCCAUCAUCGACGAAUGCAGUCACGACGCCCAUGGACCAGAACCUCAUAGAGUACUACCGCUUUUUAGCUGAAAAGGGUGAUGUCUCAGCGCAGGUCGGGCUUGGACAGCUCUACCUGACUGGUGGGCGAGGUGUCGAACAGAAUUUUGAGUUGGCCAACAAGUACUUCUCAUCUGCCGCUGAAGCUGGGCAUGCAGGUGCCUUUGCUUUCCUUGGCAAGAUGUACCUUGAUGGUACGCAUGUUACUCCACAGGACAACACUACGGCGUUCAAUUUCUUCUUGCGCAGCGCCGAUAAGGGAAAUCACAAUGGUCAAGCUGGGCUGGGAGUGAUGUACAUGCAAGGAAGAGGUGUUCGUCGAGAUUACGAAAAGGCAUAUCGCUUGUUCUCGCUUGCUGCUGAGCAGGGCUGGGUUGAUGCGCAAUUGUACCUAGGAGACAUGUUCUUCAAUGGUCUUGGUGUAAAAAAGGAUUUCAAAGCUGCAUUGAAGUAUUAUCAAAUGGCUACGCAAAAUGGCCAUGUUUUAGCUUCAUAUAAUCUCGCACGCAUGCACUCUUCCGGCAUUGGUGUGCUGAGAUCCUGCACAACUGCUGUUGAGUUCUACAAAAAUGUAGCUGAACGGGGCCGGUGGAGCGAAAAGCUUAUGGAAGCCUACACUUCUUACAAGGAAGGGCGAAGAGACGAAGCUGCUAUAAAAUACCUCUUUCUUGCUGAGUUAGGUUAUGAGCCGGCACAAACCAACAUUGCGUAUAUCUUAGAUAGAGGCGAGGCUGAUUCGCUCUUCCCAUCCUCUAAAGAAAAUGUGCUUGAGAGAGCCAUAGUACAAUGGCAGCGGGCUGCCAAUCAAGAAUAUCCUUUAGCCAGAAUCAAACUAGGAGAUUAUCAUUAUUAUGGUUGGGGCACUCCUGCAGAUUACGAACAGGCUGCUCAACAUUAUAAAUUGGCAGUGGAGCGCCAUGCGACUGCACAAGCAAUGUUCAAUCUAGGUCUGAUGCAUGAGCAGGGACUUGGAAUCACUAGGGAUCUCCACUUAGCAAAACGCUUCUAUGAUAUGGCUGCGGAGCAAAGUUCUGAUGCAGCUGUUCCAGUCGCGUUAGCACUUGCAAAGCUGGCAAUUUUGUUUUUAUUGGAGCGGAUUAAUAAGAACCCUGUCAUUCAACUUCUGGAACAGUACCUUGGACCAAACUGGGACAUGUUUGCUAUGGCUAUCUGCGCUGGAAUUCCAUUGAUCCUUUUCGCAAGAAGCCUGGCUAGGUUUUCUUAUGGAAUCCAAGUGUGA